UGGAGACUUUGGUUCCGAGACUGCUGGGGGCUGUAACACAGGUCUACACUGUCCCAUCGUCUCCACGCUGCACACUACAGAGACUCUCCGUGUUAAAAGGGCUAGCACAGCGUCAGCUAUGGGCCAUUACGUUCUUUGACGCAAUGGGUAAGCCUGGUAACGGCAUCCUGCAAGGCAACACGCGACUCAUGGGCAACUACGACCAGUGCCGGUCCAUCUCUGGGGUCACUGACCUCAACCAGGACAUCCAAGGUGUCUUCGUGGAGUUCACAUUCAGGCUUCAACUUCCGGCAGGUGUUCCCAGUGCCUCGGGGAUAUUCCCCAACCAAGACACGGGACUUCCGGUUCUUCUAUGGGGCGUCUGCUUGCCGGCUGGGUGUGAUUUACAAGACGCCACUGUUAUUGGGAAACAAAUAGCAGAAUCGCUUAACAUGACCCACAGCGGUUCUUUUUUGUUUGAAGACAAGGACCCACUGAAAGACACUUGUUUCAUUAUUGCCAUCGUCGUCUUUGGCGUGCUUGGCUGUUUCUGUUUCAUCGGCACCAUCAUCGACGUCUAUGUGGUCAACAAGCGCUGUAAGAAAGAUAAGAAGAAAGGCCGAACCCAAAAGACGGACGCAGGUAGCGAUGCCCAGGAAACACAGGGGCAGGGAGACAACUCUAUGGGGACUGAAGACUCGCGCGUGAGCUCGGCGCCCAAACUUGAGCCUCAUUAUACGAGUAUACGUGAGGGGAGUGAAGCUGAGGGGGUCGGGAGUAAAGACGUUCCUGAUGGUGUACCAAACGAAGAAGCAAGUGCCACUAAAAAAAUCGGCAUCGCUGGAAGAUUUUUCCUAGCGUUCUCCAUCUCGACCAAUCUCCAAGAGAUCCUGGCCGCCAAACACUCGCCCUCAGACAUCCACUGUCUGCACGGCAUCAAGGUCAUGAGCAUCAGCUGGGUCAUUCUGGGUCACGUCUUCUUCCUGACUCCACAUUUUGCUAAUCUGCUGACCGUGAACGACAUGUCCAAGUGGUGGUCAUUCCAAGGAAUCACCAAUGGUGUUUUCGCUGUCGACACCUUCUUCUUGAUCAGUGGCUGCCUAGUGGCGUACCUGUUCUUAAAGACUGCCAGGAGAGCAGGAGGCUUAAAGUGGAAGCACAUGGUACUGUACUACGUCCAUCGUUACCUCAGGAUAACGCCCCUGUUUGCACUAGCCAUGCUCUUCUACACCGGCAUCACCCCUUACCUUGAGAGCGGACCUUUUGCUCGAGAAGCGCAUGACCGUGACGUCGUCUGCAGAGACACCUGGUGGGCGAACAUUCUGUACAUAACUAAUCUCCUAGACGACCCUAACGCAUGUAUCAACUGGUCCUGGUACCUACCCAACGAUAUGCAGUUCUACGUGGUUGCCCCCCUUGCUCUCAUCCCAAUGGCCUUAGGACAACGGGUCAUCGGUUUACUGGUGACAUUUCUACUCGUGGCAUGUCACUUUACCACCAACGCCAUCUUACAGAACAAACUUCACACCAGCAUCUACAGGAACGUCGACAAACUUGUGCCCAACAUCUACAUUAAACCCUGGACCCGUGUUGGACCCUACGCUAUCGGCAUCAUUCUCGGCUUCAUCCUCUUCCAGACUAAGUGCAAGGCUCGUCUUAAAAAGGUUUACGUUUUCCUGGGCUGGCUCAUCUCGGCGGCAGGGGCGUUAACUAUCGUCUACAUCUCCUACGACAACGUGAAGGACUACGGGAUAGCGAAAGCCACCUGGAGCUAUCUGUCGGCGGACGUCUAUGAGACGGUCAAGAUACCUGUCUGGUCGCUGUGUGUGGGCUGGGUCAUUUUCGCCUGCGCUUCCGGUUACGGGG
This is a messenger RNA of Physella acuta, 1845 nucleotides long. Its product is annotated as nose resistant to fluoxetine protein 6-like. Gene Ontology annotation, molecular function: acyltransferase activity, transferring groups other than amino-acyl groups. The record is from RefSeq and is a predicted model, not a curated record. Lineage: Eukaryota; Metazoa; Mollusca; Gastropoda; Physidae.